Molecule: messenger RNA, 1823 nt
Organism: Ceratitis capitata (Mediterranean fruit fly)
Lineage: Eukaryota; Metazoa; Arthropoda; Insecta; Diptera; Tephritidae
Gene: mrn
Product: general transcription factor IIH subunit 4
Exons: 2
Coding region: 189-1664 (491 amino acids)
Biological process (GO): nucleotide-excision repair
Cellular component (GO): transcription factor TFIIH core complex; transcription factor TFIIH holo complex
Molecular function (GO): double-stranded DNA binding; ATPase activator activity
Source: RefSeq, a predicted model, not a curated record
CAAUAAACUUUUUUUUCGUUUAUUAGCAAUUGUGAAUUGCUAUAACGAAAAGAAGAAGUGUAUUAUUUUCUUACAAAAUUACAUUAAAAAUUCUACUGUAGUGGCCGGUUUUGCAAAUGUUUAUUGUUUAGCCGGCAAACUUGAGUCUAAUUCCAAGUGAAGUAAAAAUCAAAUUAUUAUUUGUUAACAUGUCAGAUGCCAAAGCUGGUCGUUCUGGACCCACAACAUCUACUUAUGCGCUAAUUCCAAAACCAGCCAAUUUGCAAUGUAUGGAUCUGCAAGAAUAUCUACGGACAAGAACGCCAGAAACAUUGGAGAAAUUGUAUAAUUAUCCAACUAUUUGUUUGGCUGUCUAUAGAGAAUUGCCUGAAAUUGCACGCCAAUUCGUAAUACGUAUACUUUUUGUAGAGCAACCAGUACCUCAAGCGGUGGUCGCGUCAUGGGGCUCGCAACACUAUGCCAAAGAACAAGCUGCUUCCGCCUCAUGUCUAACAGAACUCAACGUAUGGCGCGUUACUGCCAUACCUGGCGGCUUAUCAGCUUGGGAGCUUUGCUCAACAUUUAAAAAGAACUUAAAAAUAGCUUUACUAGGUGGUGGUAAACCAUGGUCCAUGUCUCAUACGUUGGAAAAAGAUUCGAAACCACGAGAUAUCGCUUUUCUUGAUACAUAUGCUAUGGCUCGGUGGCGAUGCGUAUUGCACUACAUGGUAGGCACUGGAAGCUCAAAUAAAACACAAGAUAGUGAAGGUAUUAGUCCAGAUGCAGUGCGCAUUUUACUGCAUGCUAAUCUCAUGAAACGUGACGAACGCGACGGGAUUACUAUAACACGGCAAGGAUUUCAGUUUCUACUGCUCGACACACAAUCACAGGUAUGGCAUUUCAUGCUACAGUAUCUGGACACCUGCGAAGAACGUGGUCUGUCGUUACCCGAUUGCCUCUCAAUGUUGUUCCAACUGAGUUUUUCCACCUUGGGACGGGACUAUAGCUCCGAAGGCAUGAGUGCAAAAAUGUUGACAUUUUUACAACACUUACGUGAAUUUGGGCUCGUAUUUCAACGUAAACGUAAAGAAGGCCGUUUUUAUCCCACUCGGUUGGCGUUGAACGUUACAAACAAGCAUGCCACCGUGCCAGCCAUUAUUAAUGAAGAAGAUAAGGUCCAGGAGAGUGGUUAUAUUGUGGUGGAAACAAAUUACCGUGUAUACGCCUACACAGACUCGCCGCUGCAGGUUGCAGUGUUGGGUUUAUUUACCGAAUUACUAUACCGUUUUCCUAACUUAGUGGUCGGUGUACUAACACGAGACUCUGUGCGUCAAGCUCUACGAGGUGGCAUAACUGCAGAACAAAUAGUAAGCUAUUUAGAACAAUAUGCGCAUCCGAAUAUGAAAUUGACUGAGUCGGCAAUCAAAUCAAAAUCACCACUACCUCCAACUGUCGUCGAUCAAAUUAAACUUUGGGAACUAGAGCGUAAUCGUUUUAUCUACACUGAGGGUGUGGUCUACAAUCAAUUCUUGUCACAAGCUGACUUUGUGACGCUACGUGAUUAUGCACAAUCUAUCAAUGUGCUGGUACACAUGAACGAACGUACGCGUACUAUGGUCGUGACUAAAAAUGGGCAUGAUGAUGUGAAACGAUUCUGGAAACGCUACUCAAAGGGUGGUGGUUAAAUGGUUGCUGUAGGUGUAGCAUUAUUUUCAAAUCAAGUUACUUAUCUUAAAGGUGUUUUUUUUUAUAAUUAAUUAAAAAAUAUCACUCACACCGUUUGUAUGUAUGUAUAGUAAAUAAUCUUUAAUAAAAGUACGUACAUGUGUGCUUAAUAUUACAAA